AUGCAGAUUUAUAUGCUGAUAAUUUUGUAUACACAUUUUCAGGAUAGGCCUUAUUUCUCUCACCUUUUUGCUGUCAUUUUUCCUUUCUUUACAUUCCCUUCUUUGUAUACAUUUCUCUCUAUCACUGUAUCUUCAUUUUUAUUUACUACUUUCGAUUUUGACCACUAUUUGAAAAAGUCUUAUUUGCUCUUUCUCUUUUUCAAUAAGUCAUUGAUACAUCGUUUUUUCUUUCUCCCCUACAUUUUCAUUCUCUAUUUCGCUUUUUUCAAUAAGGACACAAUCUCUGUAAAUAGUCUUUCUCUUUCGCUCCUUAUAUACCCUUCUUUCUCUCUCUUUUUCUAUCUCUAUUAUUCUCUCUUUCUUAAUAAGAACUACCUCUCUAUAUCACUUUGUGUCUCUCUUUCUCAGCAUUUUUUCAGUACUCUCUCUCAGUAUUUUUCUGUCUAUCUUUUUUGGUACCAUUCUCUUUUUCUCUGCUCUAUAUUCUCUUUGAUACUUCCUUUUACAACAAUCGUUUUAAUUACACACUCUCUCUCUCUCUCUCUCUCUCUCUCUCUCUCUCUCUCUCUCUCUUUCUAUAUAUGUAUAUGGAGAGAGAGAAUAGACAGAGGGAGAGAAAGAGAGAGAGAAAGAAACACACCCGCGCACGCACGCACACACACACAUAUAUAUAUUUUUCUUAUUCCCCCUUUUCUAUUUCACUCUCUCUCUCUCUCUCUCUCUCUCUCUCUCUCUCUCUCUCUCUCUCUCUCCUUUACUAUCUAUCAGCAUUUCUCUGUAUGUACUCUCUCUAGCUAUUUUAUUCUGUUUAGCUCUCUCGGUAUUGUUCUCUCUUUUUCUGUCCUUUUCAAUAAGUACGCUUUCUUUUCUUUCUUUUCUUUCUUUAUCCCUAUUUUCUCGCCCUUUAUUUUUAUUUCUCCUUUACUCUUUUCUCUUUCAUUAUUUCGCUCAUCAUUGCUAUCAAUUAUUUGCUACUCUCUCUCUCUCUCUCUAUCUAUCUAUCUAUCUAUCUAUCUAUCUAUCUAUCUAUCUAUCUAUCUAUCUGUCUCAGUGGAUUUCUGUUCUCUUUCCAAAUUCUUACUUUCUCAUUGCUUAUCUUUUCUUUCUCUUUCGUCAUUUUCCUUUCUCUUUUUGAUUUCCCUUUUGAUCAAACUAUGUUUCUCUUUACAUUGCUUUUUUCCAAGAUUUUCUUUCUUGCUUUCCUCUAUCUAUCUAUCUAUCUAUCUAUCUAUCUAUUUUUCUUCCUUUCUCUCUCCAUUCUUCGUCAUCACUUAUACUUUCCCUCUUUAUCUCUAUUUUUCUAUCUUCCCUUUUCAUUUAUCUAUCUAUAUUUUAUUGUCUUUCUUUCUCUCCUUUUUUUCUCUCUAUUUUCUUUCUCCAUUCCCAUCAUUCACCUUCACUCUGUCUUUCUCUCUAUUUUUCCGUAAUUUCUUUUCAUUUAUCUGUUUGCUUUAUAUUAUCGUCAGUAUUUCCCUCUUGUUCUCUUUCGUUGUCUCUCUCUUUCUUUAUCCCUUCCCAUUUCUCGCUUUCAUUCGCUUUCAUUCUUUCUUUAUCUAUCUACAUUGUACUAUUGAUUUUCAUUCUCUCGCUUUCUCUUCAUUUCUUGCUAUCACUUUUUCUUUCUUUUACUCACUUCAUAUUUCUCUGUUUCCUUUACACUUAAUUUUGUCUGCAUUAUGUACUUCCUUCUCUCUUUGUCGCCAACCUCUCACCAUCACAUUUUCUUUUACCCGCUCUAUCUUUCCUUAUUUUUUUUCUACCACUCCUUUUCAAAUAUCUCUUUGA
This is a messenger RNA of Acanthosepion pharaonis, 1785 nucleotides long. The record is from the annotation of a GenBank genome assembly. Lineage: Eukaryota; Metazoa; Mollusca; Cephalopoda; Sepiida; Sepiidae.